Molecule: messenger RNA, 465 nt
Organism: Lactuca virosa
Lineage: Eukaryota; Viridiplantae; Streptophyta; Magnoliopsida; Asterales; Asteraceae
Source: the annotation of a GenBank genome assembly
AUGAGAAAUGACACAGACGCCCUUAUCGAUUCCUCAGACUCUAUGACGCCUCUUCCCUCUCUUGAUCUAAACAAAAUUCUGAUUCCCUCUCAUAUUCCCCUCCGUGACAUCGAGGUAGAAUCUCCAUCAUCGUCGUUGGAAAUUAGGAAUACGGUGGCUGUGGGAAACAUUUUGGGAUUUGAGAUUGUUGGCAAUAACCCAAUUCUCAAAGAAGUCCUUGGCGAAAAUGAAUCCAAACCGGGUGAAUCAUCCCCUCCUAUCAACAUUACUGAAUGUUGGAGUGGUAAUAAUUGGGGGUUCGAGCAGGUUUUUACCACGGGGAGAUCCGGUGGCUUGGUGUCGAUAUGGGAUAAAGGAACAUUUACGAUUACAGAGACUAUCAAAUCCAGAUACUUUAUUUUGACAUUGGGUAAUUUUGUAGGCAUUAAUGGCCUCACAUGUAUUAUAAAUAUCUAUGGACCCUAA